AAUGUACACACAGUACACGAUAGAAAGUUUAACAGUAAUUGCAAACUACAGUGUAGUCAUCAAUAUAUUUGUUGCAAUAAAACGUGUUUCUAUUGUAUUUAUUAUGAAAACAUGUGUUAAUUGUAUAAUCAUUUGAAAUGCCUUUUAAAAGCAAACCUCUGAAGUGGAAACCAGUGGUCAUUGAAUCGACCGAAGGAUUCAAUGAUACAGACUUUGAUGGUUUAGUGGCUAUUGAAGAGUUGGGUGAUUAUUGCAUCGAAAACAGAGACAACAAAACAGAUAAUAAGCGAAAAGUCAAGAAACGUAAAAAUAAGUCAAAGAAGUUUAAACAAAAUGUCACAGAAGAGGACAGUGAUGAUAAUGAUGACGAGGAAGACAAUGAACCAUCAGUUGAUACGUUACAAUCAAUGCAUUUGUGGCAAAACAUGUCUAUUCCCGAUGAUAUCCUAAAGGCGUUAAAUGAUUUGACUUUUACAAGUCCGACACCGAUUCAAUCGGAAACCAUUAAAGUUGCCAUCGAAGACAAGUUGGAUAUAUUAGGCGCAGCACAGACUGGAAGUGGUAAGACAUUGGCUUUUGGUAUACCUUUAGUCACACAUAUAAUGAAAGAUAAGAUGAAUUCCGACGAAUCCAAACUAAGAGCACUGGUAUUGGCGCCGACCAGAGAAUUAGCCAUUCAAGUGAAGAAACAUUUAGAAGCAAUUACUAAAUAUAUUGGAGUAACUGUUGGAGUACUUGUUGGAGGAAUGUCUGUUCAGAAACAAGAAAGGAUUUUGAAAAAAUUAAGACCCGAUAUAAUAGUUGCGACACCCGGAAGAUUAUGGGAACUAAUGGAAGAUGAAUCGUCUGAUCACUUGACAUCGAGAACUAUAUGUGAUAUUAAAUAUUUAGUUAUCGAUGAAGCGGACAGAAUGGCAGAAAAAGGACAUUUCAAAGAUUUAGUUAAACUAUUGAAUUUGAUUAAACAAAAUUUGAUUGAAAAACAGAUAUUUAUUUUUUCUGCGACACUAACUCUUACAUAUUCUUUGCCAAAACGACUUGAUAUGAAAACAAAAAACAAGAAAAAUACGACAAAUAAGUUAACAGAAAAACAAAAAUUGAAAAAUUUUAUUGAAUUUUUUGGAUUAAAGUCUGAGUCAACAAAAGUGAUUGAUUUGACCAAAAAAGGUGUCGCCAUUCCUGAACAACAAUUAACUGAAUUCAAAAUUAAUUGUUUAUCUGAAGAGAAGGACUUAUAUCUCUAUUAUUUUUUAGUUUUAUUUAAGGGAAGAACUUUAAUAUUUUGUAAUAGCAAAGACUGUUUGAGAAGAAUUGUCAAUAUUUUAAGAAUUCUUCAGUUGAAUCCACUGUCAUUGCACUCAUCAAUGCCUCAAAAGAAACGUUUAUUGAAUUUAGAAAAGUUUACAUCAAAUUCAGAAUCUGUAUUAAUAGCCAGUGAUGUCGCUGCUCGAGGACUGGACAUUCCACACGUCGAUCAUGUGGUUCACUACCAAAUCCCAAGAACGGCUGAAAUUUAUAUUCAUAGAUGUGGUCGUACGGCACGUGCUUUUAAUACCGGUCUUAGUUUACUAAUAUGCGAACCAAAAGAAGAGGCAAAUUAUUACAAACAAUUGUGUAAUACAUUAAACAAAGGCAAUGAUAUUCAAGACUUUAUUAUCGAUCGUUCAAACUUAAGAUCACUUAAACAACGCAUAGAUUUGGCACUAAAGUGUGAUAAAUUGGAUCAUAAAAUCAGAAAAGAGAAAUCACACGAAGAUUGGUUCCGAUUGAACGCAAAGAAAUGUGAAAUUCUUAAUGAUUCCGAUUCCGAUUCAUCGGAAGAAUCUAAACAUAAAAAUUCAAACGAAAUGAGAAAACUUAAAGUAAUGAAAAAGCAAUUGAAUUUUCUCAUUAAUAAACCCAUUUCACAAACUAAAUCAAUGUAUAUCCAUCUCAUCAAAGGAGGAUUAACUAAUAACAUAUUUAAAGAAACAAAAUCCUAAAUUUAUAAUCAUUUACUACUAAAUCGACAAAAGCAACGCAAUUCUUAA
Oppia nitens is the source of this 2030-nucleotide messenger RNA. RefSeq names its product ATP-dependent RNA helicase DDX24-like. Gene Ontology annotation, molecular function: ATP binding; RNA helicase activity; nucleic acid binding. The record is from RefSeq and is a predicted model, not a curated record. The transcript has 2 exons. NCBI's taxonomy places the organism in Eukaryota, Metazoa, Arthropoda, Arachnida, Sarcoptiformes, Oppiidae. The coding region runs from base 138 to 1982 and encodes 614 amino acids. Gene Ontology annotation, cellular component: nucleolus.